Molecule: messenger RNA, 774 nt
Organism: Tremella mesenterica DSM 1558
Lineage: Eukaryota; Fungi; Basidiomycota; Tremellomycetes; Tremellales; Tremellaceae
Exons: 5
Coding region: 1-774 (257 amino acids)
Biological process (GO): DNA-templated transcription
Molecular function (GO): zinc ion binding; DNA binding
Source: RefSeq, a predicted model, not a curated record
AUGAGUCGGAUAUCUUCUCCGACUUUGUCAAACGUUCAAGUUCUCAUCUUGCUCAGUCUUGCGGAUGAGCUGCACGCUUGGGAUGCUCGAGGUGCGGAAAGUAUGGCUUGGAGACGGAUUGGAACGGGUUUACGUAUGGCUUUAGAGCUGGGUCUACAUCGUGCUGUAUCCUCAAAAGUCGUUCCUAGACCUCAACGACAUCGUCGUCAACGUGUAUGGGGUGCAUGUGUCUUUGCGGACCGAUGGCUCUCACUCAGACUUGGCCAACCACACACUAUCAAUCUCGCCGAUGCUGAUGCUCCACCACCAUUCCCAUAUCCUGAUCAUAUUGACCCCGCUCAAUCCUCCACGGUCGUCCCAUCUUUCCAACUGUUCUGCGAGUUAACUCGGCUAAGCGAAUUCCUAGGCAAAGCUUGUAAUUUGGUCUGUACCCCAUCUUGGCUUGAAAGAGCAGACGACGUAUCUCUUCUGUUAUGGCAAAAUAAUUUCGAAACGUGGUUAGAAGCUUUACCAACUAAUUGGCGAUACGAUCUUCGUUGUCUCACUGAAGCUUCUCAAGUCCUCAAUGCUCUUGUUGUCACUGUCAUGUUCACAUUUUAUCAAUCGUUGAUUUGGCCGAUUAGACCAAUACCCUCUCAUAUAACCUUUCGACCACCUCAGCGUCGAAAACAAGAUCUCAUCCGACGUUCUCAAGAGGUCAUAAUCUGGGCAGAAGGAUCAGGUCAAUUUUAUAUUGAUACUUUGUCUUUUAUACCUUACGCCGUAGGUGAGUAA